CAGCAGCUGAGGUGUGAGCAGCUGCCGAGUCGGUGGCUGGGAGAUCCGGAGCCGGUCGCGGAGGAGCCGAGACACAGAGACCGUCCGAGCUGUAGGCACCAUGUCAGAGCCAUCCCGGGACGCCCGCCCGAUCCCCCGUGGCAGCAAGGCCUGCCGUCGCCUGUUCGGCCCGGUGGACAGUGAGCAGCUGAGCCGAGACUGCGACGCGCUAAUGGCCAGCUGUGUGCAGGAGGCCUGUGAUCGAUGGAACUUCGACUUUGUCACUGAGACACCGCUGGAGGGUGACUUCACCUGGGAGCGUGUGUGGGGCCUGGGCUUGCCCAAGCUCUACCUGCCCUCAGGGCCGCGGGGGGCCCAGGACAACCUGGGAGGAGGCAAGCGGCCCAGCAGCUCACCUGCCCGGCUGCAGGGGGACCACGUGGACCUGUCACUGUCCUGCACCCUCGUGCCUCGCUCUCCUGAGCAGCCUGAGGGGUCCCCAGAUGGGCCUAGCACGUCUCAGGGCCGAAAACGUCGGCAGACCAGCAUGACAGAUUUUUAUCACUCCAAACGCCGGCUGAUCUUCUCCAAGAGGAGGCCCUGACCUGCCCCCUGGAAGCCGGUCUCCUGGAAACACAGGCCUCCUGCAGGCCCAUUCUACAUCUUCUGCCUUCGCCCUUCAGUUUGUGUGUCUUAAUUAUUAUGUGUUUUAAUUUAAACUCCUCAUGUAUAUAGCCUGUCCGGCACCACCCUCCCACCCUGUCAGCUGCUGGUAUUAGAAUUAUUUAAAGAAAACAUCACACAUUAGAAUGGUAGGCUUAUUAGAUUGUCAGAUAUUUUUAUUAUGUAAACUGGUAUUUAAAACCUCCUCAUCCUGUGCUCUCAAUCUCUCCGUUUCUUUUCUCCUGGAGGUAAGGUGGGGCCUGCAUGACCCUCACCUGCUGGAUGGUGCUCUCUGGAGGGCCUGGCUCCCUCUGUUCACUGUUUCAUGGACAGAAUGAAAUUCUGCUCCUUUCCUUUAUUCUCAGACUCGAAUUCCUUAUAAUCUGAGAAGUAAAGAGAUAGCACUUUGAAGGGUGCCCAGCAGAGUGGGGCAUCAUUCAGACUCUGGAGUCCCCUUGUCUUCUCUAAGGUUGGGCAGGGUAACCUUGAAGUAGGUACUGUUUGGAAGGGGGUGGGGAUUGGCCCCUCCCUGAUGCCCCUCCUGUCCUGUGAGGGCAUGGGAGAGGGAGGGUCCUGCAGCGAAGCACCCACCUCCCUCGUGCCCCAUGCCGCUCACGUGGGAGCCUCUCACGGGGUUUGGCUUCCACUGUUGGCUUCCCGGGACUUUACUAGGAGCCCAGGUGCCCCCUUUUCCAGCUGGGCUUUCAAGUCCUCUCUUCUCUCCCCCCACGUUCUUUCCAUCUAAUCCCCUCUCAGUCCUGGGCAGCUGCUCUGGGGUGCCUGUCCCCCCAACUCAGUGGAUUGGGAGGGAAGGGGCACACUAGAAGUAGGUUCCCCAGUUCUACCUCAGGCAGCUGGAGCAGCGAGCGCCCCUCCUCUGAGCACUGGGGGUAGAGUCCUGGGUGGUCCCACAGGCCUCCUUGAGUGGGGAUCUCUCUGAUGGAGGUAUGUGGGUGGGGGGAGCAGGGUUUUCUAGGAGGGAGAGUGUGACACUAGCCUCUGAAACUCAUCCAAGGCUGUUCCCCACCUGCUCCACCCCUCUCCCAUGUCGUUGCACUUUGAAUAGCAGCGGAACAAGGAGCCAGGUGUUUCAAAUGAUGGGCUUGAGGCUAUGGCUGGCUCGCCUGGUGGGCUGACCCAGGCCUGGGCGUUGUGAGUUGUCUUUCCUGGCACUGAACCCUGAGCCCACAGAGGCACCAAAGCACUUAGUGUGUCUGCCCCAAACACCUCCCAGCUUCUGUAACAUCCUGGCUCCCAUGUGUUCUGGUUCUCCUGUCUUUACCUAGACUGUGCACCUCUAAAGGGUAGGGACCACGUCCUAUGUUGCUCUGUGCCCUUCAGAGCCCCCUACCCCCACCCCACCCCAGUAUUGUGUAUACAGCUGGUGCUCAAUAAAUAUUUCUU
Molossus molossus (Pallas's mastiff bat) is the source of this 2046-nucleotide messenger RNA. RefSeq names its product cyclin dependent kinase inhibitor 1A (gene CDKN1A). Lineage: Eukaryota; Metazoa; Chordata; Mammalia; Chiroptera; Molossidae. The record is from RefSeq and is a predicted model, not a curated record. Bases 101 to 583 code for a protein of 160 amino acids. Gene Ontology annotation, molecular function: cyclin-dependent protein serine/threonine kinase inhibitor activity. The transcript is spliced from 3 exons. Gene Ontology annotation, biological process: regulation of mitotic cell cycle; signal transduction by p53 class mediator. Gene Ontology annotation, cellular component: nucleus.